AUGACCGAAGAUGGCGGGGAUUCGGAGGCGUAUCGUGGGGCGGGAAGCCAUAGGAGGAGCGUCAUCUACUCGGAUGGCACGUCACGGCCGGGGACCGCGAGGACGGGCAUAUCACAGAGGAGCCCCUGGGCCCAGGGUUCGUCUCUGCGCCGUGGACUCUCAGGCAAGCGGGUGAGCAUCUCCGGCAGCGUCGGCAGCUCAUCGGCGGGGGCUCGGCCAGCUAGCUCAAUGAGUCGAAGUCACGUCCCUACGCUCACGUCGCAUGCCUUUUUCCGACCCAUGAGCUCGCAGAAGCUACAGGCCCAACGGGGAAUGGCACGGCCGACCACGAUGAACAGGCAGAUUGGCUUGCAGGACGAGGCCGGCGAAACCAACAGGGACAGCAUGGUUUCGAGUCAAGGCGCCCGAGCAGGAAUGCAUUCCGGUGACGAGGCAGAAGCACAGCCGCCGCCCUCGAGGGGCACCGAAUUCACUGAGCAGGAAGCGUACGACCGCAGAACAGCUACCACUAGCCCGACUCACGGCCAUCAGCCCACCCUAAGCCUCACUGAUAGCGUCCGUCCAUUACAGAGGAAACCAGAGGCCGCGAAAAACCUUACACUGGACAUCCACAACACAUAUAAUAAGGGUGGGGCGAAUGCACCGACGCCUGUCCGCACCCCGCGCUCUUUGCGAUCUAGCUUCCUAAUGCCGAGGAUGGACUCUAGCAGCGGCAACCGCGAGAUACAGGGCGGGGAGAAGCUAGAAUCCCUAGCCUCGUCUCCUCAGCUCCCGCCCAGCACUGGGGACGAAAAAGCGGCCCCCCAGAACAGGAGCAAGCCGAAACCAGGGCGCAACUACGAAUACUUCUUGGGGAAUACUGUCUUCUGUCUGGGAGGCCGGUUACAAAACACCAGGCACCGGCCCGUGAACAUCGCGACGGGAGCGUUUGUCGCCCUGCCCGCCAUCCUCUUUUUCAUUUUUUCGGCGCCGUGGAUAUGGAGCAACCUAUCUCCAGCUAUACCCAUCACUUUCGCUUAUCUGUUCUUCAUCUGCAUUUCGUCCUUCCUUCACGCAUCUGUCACUGACGCAGGAAUUCUGCCGCGCAACGUGCACCGGUUUCCCCCUCCAGUUGAAAACGAGGACCCUCUCCGCCUUGGGCCUCCGACGACGGAAUGGGCCCUGGUCAAGUCCUCUGACCCGGCCACCGCUGCGAUGGAGGUGCCCACGAAGUACUGCAAGACAUGCAACGUUUGGCGACCACCCCGCGCUCACCACUGCCGCCUCUGUGAUAACUGCGUCGAGACCCAGGACCAUCACUGCGUCUGGCUCAACAACUGUGUCGGCCGUCGCAACUACCGUUAUUUCUUCACCUUCAUCAGUAGCGCCACAUUCCUUGGACUCUACCUCUCUAUGGCAUCACUGGCGCAGAUCCUCGUCUACGCCAACCAACAAGGCAUCUCCUCUGGCGCUGCCAUCAGCCAUUUCCGUGUCCCCUUCGCCAUGGUGAUCUACGGCUUGAUUGCCUUCCUCUAUCCUGCCGCACUAAUGGGGUACCAUCUAUUCCUCAUGGCUAGGGGGGAGACGACACGCGAGUAUCUCAACUCGCACAAGUUCCUCAAGAAGGACAGGUACCGCGCUUUCACGCAGGGCAGCUGGUUCAGAAACUGGUUUGUUGUGCUGUGCCGCCCACGGCCGCCAACGUAUUAUCAAUUCAAGGGUAGAUACGCCGAAGGCGACCAACGGCUUGCGCCUCGCCGCCGGGCUCAUCUUCCUGCUCGACGAAAAGCGGAAGCAAAGGAGGGCCUCGAGAUGCAAAAUGUAAAGCCACAACCUCAACAUGAGCAGACUGGAUUUUCAGGUCCAGUCUCGAUACAGAAUGCCGCCAACCCAGCAUUAGGAGGCGAGCCAUAG
Chaetomium globosum CBS 148.51 is the source of this 1893-nucleotide messenger RNA. RefSeq lists its product as uncharacterized. The transcript has 2 exons. NCBI's taxonomy places the organism in Eukaryota, Fungi, Ascomycota, Sordariomycetes, Sordariales, Chaetomiaceae. Gene Ontology annotation, biological process: peptidyl-L-cysteine S-palmitoylation; protein targeting to membrane. Gene Ontology annotation, cellular component: Golgi apparatus; endoplasmic reticulum. The record is from RefSeq and is a predicted model, not a curated record. Gene Ontology annotation, molecular function: protein-cysteine S-palmitoyltransferase activity. The coding region runs from base 1 to 1893 and encodes 630 amino acids.